Molecule: messenger RNA, 1474 nt
Organism: Corticium candelabrum
Lineage: Eukaryota; Metazoa; Porifera; Homoscleromorpha; Homosclerophorida; Plakinidae
Exons: 2
Coding region: 54-1442 (462 amino acids)
Biological process (GO): protein ubiquitination
Cellular component (GO): cytoplasm
Molecular function (GO): ubiquitin protein ligase activity
Source: RefSeq, a predicted model, not a curated record
CCUCCCACUUAAUUGGGGAUGAGAGAGAAGAGCUGACUAAACCAAUCGAGGCUAUGGAUGACGUUGCAAAUUUGUUGAAUGCCGUAAAUGAUCUAUUCAUUGCCGCUUGGCAAUUUGCCGCAGUCUUCUGUAGUAGUUUAUACCAUCUGGUAACGAAUGUAGCCAACCUGAUUUUCACUGUGACAGUCGCAACGUUCUCCUUCAUCAUCGAGGCAGUCAGCAAUGUUCCUCAGUUUGUGUUCCGUUUUUGGGCGCUUGUGCAACCUGCUCUUGUCUACUUCGUCAACUCUUUUGUUUACUUUUUCUCACAGUCCUGCAUCCUGUUGUCUUACUCAUGGAAUUUCAUGGGAAAAUUAAUUACAUGGGCGUGGUUUCAGGUGUGUGUAUUGGCUGCAAAUCUAGGAGUAGCAACUGUCUGGGUUGUUUCCACUAUGGUCACAGUGACAGGCGAGAUCUCUAAUAUCACAGCAAGAUUAAUUGCAUGGACAUGGCCUCAGGUAUGUGCAGUGGCUGCAAGUCUAGUAUUAGGUUUGUCACAAGUUUGGGCCUGGACUGCUCAAGCUGUAUCAUUUGUUGCAUAUCUUGUUUCUUCAUCAACUGUUUGGAUUCUCUUCUCUAUCACCUCAGCGACAAGCCAUGUCUGUAAUAUCAAGACAAUUACAUGGGUGUGGUCUCAGAUAUGUGAAUUGGCUACCAGCUUAGUACUAGCUUUGUCACAGAUUUGGAGCUGGACUAUCCAAGCUGCAUCAAUCAUUGCAUCUUCUGUUUCUUCAACAACUGUUUGGGUUGUUUCCUCUAUUGUCUCAGUGACAAGCCAUGUUCCUGGUCUUAUUCAGGGUUUUUUGGAAAACAUCAAAGUUGGUGUCAUUUUUAUCACUGGCCGUUUUUCAGUGGCACUGUCUUAUAUCAGGAGUAUUUCUUUGUCAACUUUUGAAAUCAUUGGUGUAUUAUGGGGCUACUUAUGGUCAUUUGUGUUAGCUCUGGCAUUAUCAGCAUGGAAUGUUUUAGCAAUUGUGUGUGCUUCAGGUAUUGAUCUGAUAUCUGGCAUUUUCAACUUUCUGUUACCUUUUCUACAAUUGAUAUGGCAAUUGUUAUCAUUGCAGUUUGUUCUGACAAUUAUUGUAGGUGGAGCAAUCAUGUAUGUACUGAUUAAUAAACGAAUGCCAUGGAUACAACCUCUUUUACAAAGGGAACAAAAUUCUCGUGGAAGACAACAGACUGCUGAGGAAAAGAGGACACAUCAGAAUUCAACUUGCAACCUUGAAAACAAUACUUCUGACCAACAGUGUUCGCAAUGCGUGGUUUGUUGGGAUAAGCCGAAGCAAGUUGCACUGCUACCUUGCCGUCAUUUCUGUUUAUGUAAUGAAUGUAGUAACCGCAUUAGAGACAGGUGUCCAAUGUGUAACUUGCGCUUUCGAGAAAAGCUGACUUUGUACACUUGAGGAAACACACUAAACAUUUGUUGUGGUGAGUU